AUGGGCGCUCAUGAAAAGAAAUCAGAGGCAACAAAUGAGCAGGGCUCGUGCGAUAAGUUGUCUUUAAAGUCUAAAAAGAAACGAUCACUGCAUGGAAAGAAGUUGAAAACACUAAUUAAUGCGGCUAAAGAUAUUGCGAAACAAAAGAAACCAUUAACUGCGGUUGCCCAUUUGCACUUGAAACGUAAAUCUAAAACAAAAAUCAUGGAAUUAAAAGCCGCCGAAGAAGUAUUCACGAGUACAAAUAACCUACUACGCUCAGCAUUAGAGCCAAAUCGUGAUUUCAAUGACAAGGGUAUUGAUAAAAGUUUCACGCUAGAUCUAGGUCUUGGACAGAAAACAACGCUUCGAGGCUGCUGUCGUCUACAAAUAAUAUCUGGUGAGAUAAAUAUCAACUGUUUUGAAGCAGCUGAAGGAACCGAGCUUGAAUUUGUUUGUCCAAGUAUUGGUGGUAUGCAAAUUAAUCUCCAAGCGUUGUCUGAUAUUAGCCAAGUACGUGUUAGUAAAUUAGACUUUCUGGAGCUUUCGGCUAUUCAAACAUUGACUCGAUACCAUGAAUUCAAAAAGCUCUUCAUCUUCGAUGACAACAAUUCCGACGCAUUUUGUUCUACGGACACAGAUCUUCACUGUCCACUUGACGAUAAAGUCGAAAACUUCAUUUUGAAAGCAGUCGAAGAUCAAAAGAAUUCUAAGAGGACUAAGUUUUGCAUAUGUGGUACCAAAAAUACGGGUAAAAGUACUACUGGUUUGUUUAUAGCUAACUUGUUACUGACUUCUGAACAAUUUGAAAGUGUAAUAUGGCUAGAUGUAGAUAUCGGACAACCGGAGUUUACCUUACCAGGGUGUGUAUCAGUAUUGGAGUUAACGGAACCCGUUUUCGGUCCAAGUUUUUGCCAUAUGAGAAAGCCGGCAAUUUCUUACUUUGUUGGGGCUGUGAACAUUGCUGAUGUUCUUAUUAUGUAUCUAAAUGCAGUUGAGUCCGCAAUCGAAUUUGUUAACAAAAAUUUCAAAUCGAGCAUUCCUGUAAUUUUUAAUAUGCCUGGUUGGCUCGAAAUUGGCCUAGGUUUCGAAAUUACUUCUAAUGUUAUAAGAAUACUUCAACCUACACAUACGGUUCAAUUUAUAGUUGAAGGAACUAACGUUGUUGAAAUGGAUCCUCAUACUGUUAUGUCUUGCAGCAAUUUGCGGCCGAACACAGCGUUGGGAGAUGUCAAUUUUGAACUGCUGGCAAUUACUCUAACGAGGCCACAUAAAGCUACCAGGUCACAGAAUGCUUCUAAUGAACGCCAGCUGCGUUGUCUGACACAUUUCCAUCAAAAAAUGGAAUCGUUGACAUUUUCGGGAGAUAAUCAUGAACAAAAAACUAGCAUAACUCUGUUAGACUUCCCAAGAAAAUCUGUCUCCUAUGUUGGAAAAGUUUUGGAAGUCUGUCCAAUAAAUGCAUGCUUCAAUCCCAAAUUAAUUUUGAUGGCUUUGAAUGCGACACUGGUGUCAUUUUGCAAGCUUGAGGAAGGAUCAAGUUUCGUUAAUCCUAUUUCGGUCGAUGACGGGGCAUUUCAAGUGGCAACGGAGGAGUGUCAAAAGAAGAAUUUGAGAAUGGUAAUCGGAUUUGGAAUUCUAACAGAUAUUAACAAAGAGAGUGGUACGAUGUUAGUUAUCACUGAUCUCUCCGAAGAGGAGUUACACAACUGUCCAAUCAUCAGCAAAGGUAGUUUGCCGAUACCUCAGAGUGCAAUGUUGCAUCAAGAAAGUACAUACUGGCAGGGCUUAGGAUCGUGUAAAAGAACGCCUCCAUAUGUAACUGCUCUUCAUCCAAGAGAAUUAAAUGCUGGAGGUAUGGCGUCCAAGAGGAAAUUCCAAUCAAAGAUGAAAACUUAUUAAAAGCUUGACCAUUCAUUUUAUUGUGUUUAUGUUAUGAAUUAAUUGAACGAAAUUGAAAUCUUGAUUGA
Messenger RNA from Symsagittifera roscoffensis, 1949 nucleotides. RefSeq names its product polynucleotide 5'-hydroxyl-kinase NOL9-like. The transcript is spliced from 3 exons. Gene Ontology annotation, molecular function: polynucleotide 5'-hydroxyl-kinase activity. Gene Ontology annotation, cellular component: nucleus. The record is from RefSeq and is a predicted model, not a curated record. NCBI's taxonomy places the organism in Eukaryota, Metazoa, Xenacoelomorpha, Acoela, Convolutidae. Gene Ontology annotation, biological process: cleavage in ITS2 between 5.8S rRNA and LSU-rRNA of tricistronic rRNA transcript (SSU-rRNA, 5.8S rRNA, LSU-rRNA). Bases 1 to 1881 code for a protein of 626 amino acids.